AUGGCGAAGAAACAAGAUACUACUAUCUGCUUAAAUGACGAUGAGACGUUGAGCAGCAAGGCGACAAUACGGAUACCGGCGUUCUGGCCAGAAGACCCUGAGCUAUGGUUUGCACAGCUGGAGAGUCAAUUUGCUAUCUGCGAGAUGAAAAGCGACGAAGCAAAGUACGCGUACGUGCUGUCAAAGUUAGAACCACGACAAGCAAGGGAAGUUAAGGACGUAAUAACACAACCCCCGUCAGGAAACAAAUAUGCAGCGAUCAAAAAGGCAUUGAUACAACGCCUGACCGAUUCUCAAGAACAGCGAAUUCGGCAACUCCUGGAACAGGAAGAGCUAGGAGACAGGAAGCCAUCGCAGUUCCUACGCCAUCUGCAAACCCUCGCUGGUACCACCGUGUCAGAUAGGCUGCUGCGAACGCUAUGGCUCGGGCGACUGCCAUCACAGGUACAGGCCAUUUUGGCAACAAGAGCCGAGGACGAGUUGAGCAGCGUCGCCGAGCAAGCAGACAGGAUACAUGAAAUAAGCAACCGAGCAGUCGUCCUAGCCACUACCCCGCAUGCAGCAGCAGCGGUAGCAACGCAGGCAACGACAACGGCAACCACAACAACGUGCCAAAUUAAGGCACUCACGAAGCAGGUCGCGGCACUCACCGCACAAAUGGCUAAACUUAUGAAGCAGGACAGAGCCCGAUCUAGGAGUCGUUCAAGGAGCCGACCUAGACGAGGCGAAUACAGGGACAAGGACAUCUGUUACUACCACCGACGAUUCGGUGCAGAAGCUCGAAGGUGCGCACAACCCUGCGCGUUCAAGAAAAAAAACGAAGAGGGCAGUCAUUAA
Molecule: messenger RNA, 837 nt
Organism: Pseudomyrmex gracilis
Lineage: Eukaryota; Metazoa; Arthropoda; Insecta; Hymenoptera; Formicidae
Exons: 1
Coding region: 1-837 (278 amino acids)
Source: RefSeq, a predicted model, not a curated record